Messenger RNA from Musa acuminata AAA Group (dessert banana), 2226 nucleotides. RefSeq names its product bZIP transcription factor 46-like. The transcript is spliced from 4 exons. The coding region runs from base 337 to 1509 and encodes 390 amino acids. Gene Ontology annotation, cellular component: nucleus. The record is from RefSeq and is a predicted model, not a curated record. Lineage: Eukaryota; Viridiplantae; Streptophyta; Magnoliopsida; Zingiberales; Musaceae. Gene Ontology annotation, biological process: positive regulation of DNA-templated transcription. Gene Ontology annotation, molecular function: DNA-binding transcription factor activity.
AUCGACGCCUCAUUGAGGCGACACCUGGCCAUCACCACCACGCCCGCGCGCAGAAGGGAAAAGGAAGAAAUAAUUAAGAGCAGCGGUCGCAGACCAGCGAGUCCAACUACUGAUUGCCGGAUGACACGGCUCAAUCGCCCCGCUCUCCCUCCACGAAAUAAUUGAACGGCAGCAGUAUUCUUCUUCUUCUAGAUUUAGGGAUUGAGCUGUUCUACUGCCUUUGACGAGAAUGAUUACAUGGGGUGGUUGGUGCACGAGUUGGUAAUUGGAACGACGUCUGUGUCCAGCCCACGUCGUUGACCUAACUCCGGCAUCGCCUGCUUGGGCAACAACAACAUGAUGGGAAGAGGAAGAGGAGGGAAAGGAGGAGGAGGGUCGGGAACGGACGGAAAUGGUGGCGGGCUGGCGCGGCAGCCGUCGAUAUACUCCCUGACCUUCGACGAGCUCCAGAGCACGCUGGUGACCGGGAACGACUUCGGAUCCAUGAACAUGGACGAGCUCCUCAAAAACAUCUGGUCCACGGAGGAGAGCCAAGCCAUGGCGGCCGCCGCCCCCGCCCCUGUCCUCGAUGGCGCCUUCGCCGGCCUCCAGCGGCAGGGCUCCCUCACGCUGCCCCGGACCCUCAGCCAGAAGACGGUCGACCAGGUCUGGAGGGACCUUAUGUGCCCGGCCCCGCAGGGCAUGCCUCCGGCUGCCGGCGUCUCGCACCAGCACCGCCAGCCGACGCUCGGGGAGAUGACCCUCGAGGAGUUCUUGGUCCGAGCUGGGGCGGUCAGAGAUGAAUUGGCUCCUCCACAGACAUGCGCCAGCAACAGCGGUAAUAACAGCAGCAGCAAGAAUAACAACAACGCUAUCAGCAAUGUGCUUUUCCAUGAUCUACGAGUUGCAAACAAUGUCCCGCAGCUUGCUCUUGGGUUUCCUCAGGCCGGCCGAAGUGAUAGAGAUGUGGUCGCUAGCAAUCCAUUCACCGACACUUCGGCGACUAAUUUAGCAGUGAUGGUGGCCACAGGGCCGAGUCCGUACGUCGCGCCGAUGGCCCCGGGGGAUGGUUUUGUUGGUAUGGGGAACCCUAGAGCGGGAGGCCUUGUGGGAAUUGGGGAUGUAGGGAUAAAUAAUAGGUUGAUGCCUGGGGCUGUUGGUUUGGGCGCAGCUGGAGGUGCGGGUGCAGUUGGAACUUCGGUAAGCCAUCUGCCUUCAGAUGCACCAAGGAAGCACGGUGCGGAUCUGUCCUCGGUAUCGCCAGUUCCAUAUGUUGUUAACGGAGGACUGAGGGGAAAGAAGUCGAGUGCUGUGGACAACUUCUUGGAGAGGAGGCAGAGGAGGAUGAUCAAGAACAGGGAGUCAGCUGCUAGAUCACGCGACAGGAAGCAGGCUUAUACCAUGAAGUUGGAAGCUGAAGUAGCAAAACUCCAGGAGCUAAACCAAGAAUUGAAUAAAAAACAGGCAGAGUUGAUGGAGAUGCAGAAAGAUCAGGUAACUAACUUGAACCAUUACAUAUGUCGGAGAUGAUUAAUCAGCAGCAAGGACCAAAAAAACUUUGCUUGAGACGGACACAAACAGUUUCUUGGUAAAGUUAUGCAUGGACAGAUAACAUGAUGUAUCAUAGUUCUAGUCUAAAAAGCAGCACAUUGUAUAGCAAAGAACUGUGUCAUCCACUGUAACUUGAGAUGAAGUUCCCAGUUCAUCUGAUUGCAAACCUCUCAUUUGUCGAGUUCUUGAAUAAUUUGACUUUCAUCUGUGGUCUACGUUUUUCUUACUCCACAUUUAUCCUGGACGCAUUGCAAUAUGGUGCGCUGUCAAUAACUCACAUCAGUUAGCCUGUGGGGAAGCAUGUGGUGAUAAGAUUUACAUCUAGUCCAAGUCAUGCAUUUAGCUUUCCUUGUGUCAGUUCCUUUUGAAUUUAAAACAUCUGUUUUGUGGUGCCUAUUUGAGACUCCCUAUGUUGAAAUUCUACCGUCAGCUAAAUAUUUCUCAUCCUAGAUCCAAAGUAGGGACGAACUCCUGUCUUCUUUGAGUCUCUUUUCUUUCCUCUGCAUGGUCUUUUGGUUUCUUUACUCUGGUUUGGUGUAUGAGGAAUAAAGAUACAAGAAUCGGUGCAUUUGCAACAAUUAGCAGGUUCCCUUCUGCUCCUGGUAUCGUAUCUUUGUAGUUGUGUAUGUUUGCAUUUUUCUUGUCACGGGACAGUUGUAUUAUGAUGUGUUUCUGCUUAAGCUUGUAUUUUGGUGA